Manduca sexta (tobacco hornworm) is the source of this 2661-nucleotide messenger RNA. RefSeq lists its product as uncharacterized. Lineage: Eukaryota; Metazoa; Arthropoda; Insecta; Lepidoptera; Sphingidae. Bases 327 to 2375 code for a protein of 682 amino acids. The record is from RefSeq and is a predicted model, not a curated record. Gene Ontology annotation, molecular function: DNA binding. The transcript has 3 exons. Gene Ontology annotation, biological process: DNA recombination; DNA integration.
CGAAAAUUUACAUCAUGUAAAAUGUAACACAGAAAGGACUAUCAAAUUCGGUAAAAAAUCAUCAAACAACCUGUUCACUCAUAAAUCAUUAUAGAUAUCAUUGCUAUGCCUCAAUAUAGUAAAAUACUCUAUUAUAUUUCGUCGCUUCAUUCUUCGAUAUAAAAAACAGGUAGUACUUUCAUCCUGCUGGCAACUCGCACGGUAAAAAGAAGGAAACAGUAUUGUUGAUUUCCGGGAGAAGUGGAGAGGGUAGCUGUAGCCGGUCACUGCUCCGUGAACGCCAUCAUUCUUUUUUCGUGCGCGGCAACGACCACGGGUAUUACAAUAUGCCUAAACGGAGUGCUGAAGAAAAAAUUAAAUAUUAUAAUUCAAAAAUUCGCAAGUUGGAACGAAAAAAGCGUCAUCGCACACGGUCACAGUCGUCAUCCGAGUCUGACAAAAAUUCAGAUAACGAACGACAAAUCGUGGACCCGCUACCAUCAACAUCGCAGCAUGCGUCUGGGACCACGCUCGAGGAGGUGCCGGAGGAUUUAUUGCCUGACGAAGUUUCUCCAGAGGUAAUUGCGAUGCCAGUUCCUGAACUAGAUCCACAGCUUUUGGAGGCUUUGGGUGACCCUACUGAUGAUACCCCGAUUUAUGGACCAGAUAUCCAUACAAGUUUGGCGCAACGUUGGCUACCUAUACUCAAAAAAGGUAUUCAAGCUGAGGCUAAGACGAAACUUCUUAAAGAAUACACGAUCCCCGAUAACUGUAAACUUUUAAAAGCGCCUACCUUAAAUGCGGAAAUAUCCGCAGCCGUCACAGAUUUAGUGAGGAAUCGUGACAAGAAACUUCAGGCUAAACAAGACCAACUAGGUUUGGGUAUAGCAGCUAUCAAUAAAGCCAUGUCUUUGCUUCUUACCUGUGAUGAUAAGGUACAAGUUACGAAAAUGUUAUCCGAUGGUUGCCGGCUACUUACGGACCUGCAUUUUAACGAAACCCAGGUACGAACGAAAUUAGUCACGCCGGGACUAGAUAAAGCGUUUCUCUCUCUUAUACAAGACCAAGACAGAGAUGAAACAUUAUUUGGUAAUAAAUUACCAGAAAAAAUAAGAGCUUCAAAAGCGAUCGAGAAACAAGGGCUUCAAAUCAAAAAAGUGACUAACCCUAAAUCAUCUUCGUCGACAGUUACUCGUUUUCAGAACCAGGGAAACUGGUCAGUGCCUCCUCGUUAUCCGCCGUCAAAACGGGGGGGGGCACACAUCCACAUACAGAACGACGGCACAACAACAUUACCGCCGGCCACCACCGGCGCCGCUACCGACGCACCCGAAACGAUCAUCGGCGAGGGCGAGUUCGAACAAGCGUGUCCCUGCGAGGCAGUAACACAGGACACCUCAGCCGCCCAGACAGUUUACCCUGGCUGCAGCAGUGUUAUCAGGAAAGCUUUUGAAUCCAGAGGUACACCGAUUUCGGCGCUCGACCUAGUCAUGGCAUCCCUCUCCAAGAACACACUAAUGCAAUACAAUGGUACUUAUAAAUUAUGGUGGCAAUUUUCUCAGAUACAUAACUAUGAUCCAUAUAUCUGUACCGUUUCAAAUGUUAUGUUAUUUCUAACUGAACAAUUUAAGAAAGGCGCUGCAUACGGGACUUUGAACUGUCACCGCUCAGCUCUUUCCCUUUUAUUAGGCAAUGUAACUUGUGAUGAGCAAAUCAAACGUCUUCUCAAAGGGGCUUAUAAACUAAGACCCGCCAUGCCUAAAUAUAGUUAUACCUGGGACCCACAGCUAGUUUUAAAUUUUGUGGCUAAAUGGGUACCCAAUAGAGAACUGUCAAUAGAACAACUGAGUAAGAAGAUAGUCAUUCUUUUGGCGCUGUGCACAGCUCAUAGAGUACAGACAUUAGCCUCAAUUAAAUUAGAAGAUAUAGUAAUUAACUGCAGCGGUGUCAAAAUAGGUAUUUCUAGUCCAAUUAAAACUUCCGCGGCAGGGCGCGAGCAACCAGUAUUAGUCUUACCUUAUUUUAGUGAGAAUAAGGCAAUCUGCCCCGCUACAGUCAUUGAAGAUUAUAUUUUUUGUACAAAAGAUAUUAGACCUUUCAACAAAAAUAAUCUUUUAAUAACGUACAAGCGACCGCACAGAUGUGCAACUGCUCAGACAAUUAGCAGAUGGAUAAAGCAGGUACUAGAAUUGAGUGGAAUUGAUGUGUCUAUGUUUAGUGCGCACAGCACGAGACACGCCGCUACAUCUGCAGCGCGUGCAUCCGGCCUUUCCUUAGAUACUAUUAGAAAAGCUGCCGGCUGGACCAACAGGUCUCAGACUUUCGCAAAAUUCUAUCAUCGUCCGAUGCUAGUUACGGAAGAUUUUGCCAGUUCAGUUCUAAUGCCAAAUAUGUAAGAAUUAGCAUUGUAAUAGAAUAAGUUACAUGUAAUGUAUAUUAGCCUAAGUUUAGAAAGAAAAUAAAGUGAUUUGUUUCAAGGAUUUUCUUUUAAAAUUAUCUUUUUUACCUAUAAUUUACACGAACAAAAUUUUCAACUCUAAACAUCUACCUGUUUUUUAUAUCGAAGAAUGAAGCGACGAAAUAUAAUAUAUGAUCAAACGAACUUACCAAGUGAAGUUCGAUCGAUAUUAUAUGAGUACGCUUCAUUCGAAGAUAUAAACACCCACCCGACCCUAUACCCAA